GCCUCGGAUGGUAUCAAUCUUACAGGUACCAUCAGGCAGUGAGAGCCUGAUCUGUUAGUAGUGUUGGGAAGUACGCCGGCCUUGUGCGGGUAGUAGCAAUCCAUAUACUGUAUAUAUAGAGAAACGUAGUUCUCCAUAGACACACAAUCGCACAGUUGGACAUAUUAUUCCCAACAGUGUACAACUACAACACCACAGCAUAACACUCAGAAAUAGUAUCAACCCUGCAGUACGUACCAUAUGUGGGCAUGCAUACUCUACGGCUUGAUAGCCGCAUUCUCAACAAGCGCCAAUAGUCACGCGAGUGCUUCUCCGUCGGUGCUAGCACCAACAGAGGUUUCUGCUGCACCACGUGUAGUACAACUCAGACCAUCGCCAACACCCGAGCCUUCACAGAAGACUAGGGAGUAUGUUCUGUACCCUUUAGGACUCACUACGACACUAGGCACUACGCAGCUGCCUGGGAAUGGUAUCAAAGCACUGCAAACCACCACUGCCGUGUUGAAUACAACACAAGCGGCGACUGAUGCCAAGUUCUACGACGAUUCCGUGUUCAUGUCGUCGACGGGUACUCCGCUAGGCUACAGUGGUAUCUUCACCUUCCAGGAUAGUUCCAUAAAAUCUGAGCGUGUGACCGCUAUCACUGCCCGUAUUCUGUGGAACGGUCCGGACGAGUAUAACCUAUGGGAGUGUGCACUGCAACGUACAACUGGCACGGAAGCUCCCAUAGUAGACAACCGUCUUGCUGGUGACUUCCUGUGGAGCGAGCUUGUGGGGAGUGUCAGUGAUUCAGCCGAUUCGUUUGUGAGUACCACGGGUGGGUUGUACAUGCGAUGCUUUACGAACGGUCCGAAUGGGACGUACGAUAACGCCUUUAUUCACAGAAUGGAGCUGUUGGUUGUAGAGGGAACUACUCAGAAAGACCCCCAGAAAGACCCCCAGCGUGUGGAUGGGCUUUUUGCCUCACACUCAGCUCACCCCAAGUCUUUGUCUACGAGCAUAGGCCAGGUUGUGGCGCCAUCAGAGGGGAUUCAAACAUUAAGCACAGUCACAGGCAAGAACGAAGCUCCUCAAAAUGUGUAUGAGUUCCAGUCCAACGGCACUGUACGGAAGGGAUACAGCGGCGUGUUCGUGUUCGAUCUCCCCGCAGCUGGCAGAAACAUCACGAGUGUCGCAUUAACGUCCAUGUGGCUGGGACCGGAGGGGGAGUGGAACAAAUGGCAGUUCGCUCUGAUGAACUUCCAGACGAAAACAGAGACAGGCGUACUUACCAAUGACGGAGCUAUCGACUGGAAUUGGACCAUGCUACAAGGUAAUGCCACCUUCACAUACCCGGAAGGUGGCUACCUUAAUGGCAAACACGAGAUGCAUGUGCGAUACUUCACCGAAGGUCCUGUAGGUACGUUCGACGACUCAGCUAUGGACAGUCUCGAGCUCACGGUACAUGAGAACGAAGUGCGACCCCCAAGACCCAGCGCACUACCUAAACCUGCGGUGAGUGCCCCCGCUAUACCUGUGCGAUCGUCUAAGGAUUGGACGGCGGGUGUACGUGUAUGUGGUAUGAGUCUGAACAUCGCGGUGGAUAAUGAAGCAGCAUUGAAUGCUAAGAUUGACGAGUAUAUGCGGGAUGGAUGUUCGGUGGUGGAAUUUGAUACUGGCCUCUCGAACUUACACACCGACGCGCAAUUCGCUCAGCAGGUGGCGUAUCUGGCAAUGGCAUCGAAGCUCGCUAAGGGUGCUGGUCUACGAUCGGUGAUAUACAUCCCUUCACUAGAGGUGAACAUACCAGGUGGAUGCCUGAAAGGCUCAGGGGCACCCACAGAACUCAGUAUGACUAACGAUCCACAGAAGUCCACCUGGUUGCAGACUAAUUUGGCCGGGAUCAAGAACGUGUUUUGCGGUGAGUUGGAAGUGUGGGUGACUGCGGGGAUGGAGAGUGCUUGGUUUGACCCCAACAAUGAAGGUUUCAGAGCUUGGUUUCUGGGCAGGAUACGUGAUUUGGCCAAAUCCACCGACCUCGACGGAUAUUGGGCUGAUGUCCCCAUGUUUAGCGAUACAGCCGGCUCCUGGUUUGGCGCGGGGCCUGAUUCGGACCGCCUGUUUGCCCUCUGGUCUAAGAAACAAGGACUCAACCAAGGAAAAGGGUACAGUGCCUGUCCCUCGGUACAGGAUGCGGAUAGUAGACAGCUCAACUAUCGAGCGUGGCUGAGAUGGAGACACGAGACUCUGGCGGAUUGGCAGGAGAGUAUACGGGUGGCAGCUGAGGAAGUACGGCCCACUUUCAAGGUGAUCGCAGAGGUGUACCCCAUGGAUUAUCUGGACCCACUUUGGACCGGUUUGGAUGCGGUGCGGAGGAAUGACAGUCUCCUGCGGGUGUGGGAGGUGGACUCGGUGUCCAACACCAACGGCAUGGAGUACAGCACUAGGGAGGACUUUCGGACUAAAAUAGCCCUAAACAAGUACGCACGCGCUGCUGACAGUGACACACCAUCGUGGGUGUUUGCGUACGGCAACAAGGAUCUUGAUACAGGCUUGGUUAUGGGUGCUGCGGUAGCGAGUGGGUGUGGUGUGUUUGAGUGCAAGACACCGUCUAUGACCACAAGCGUAGGGAGUGAGUUCAGGCGACGCUGGAUGACAUGGAUUGAGCGUAUGGAUGCUGUACUCUUCGAUCGACCACGCAGAGCGGAUGUAGGGGUGAUACACUCUGCUGCUACCAGGAACCACUACGACCACCCGAAUGGGGGUGCGUACGGCAUGUAUCUGGAAAGCACCAAGACACCCGCCACCGAUGACUCGUGGUGGGCUGUGGCUGGACCUAAUUCGUCUCUUAUCAAGAUGAAGCACGUUGGGGCGUACAAAGGUAUGAUGGGAGCCCUCACCCAGCUGCAAGUGCCCCAUAAAGUCAUCCUCGACCACACGGAUGGUAUGCAAUCGCUAGAGGGACUGAAGGUGCUGAUACUACCCUCUGUUGCGGCCAUGUCCGAGGCAAGCGCAGUGAAUAUUCGAUGGUUUGUGUAUCGGGGUGGCGCGGUGUUUGCCACUGGGACUGUUCCUGGUACUUUGGAUGAGGAUGGCACUCCCCGCAACCAGUCUGUAUUGGCUGAUAUGUUCCAGUUCGGUACUCAACCGGGUGCUGCUACACGGGCGCGUGUUAGUUCGUAUGGUAAAGGGGUUGCGGUGUAUCGCCCGGAUAUUGGAGUCCGAGAACUGUUUAACGGAGAGGCUGAGGCUGUGCCCGAAGGACCGGCGUCGGUAAGUGCACGUGCCAAGACUAUGGAUCAGAUCAAGCUGUUCAUACGCACUCACGUGGCUGAAGAUGUUAUCGUGCAGCGUCUUCUGCCGGACGGCACAACUGCUGCGACGACAAAGCUAUACCUAGAGGUGGGUGAAGCGAGCACGGAUAGUUCUACUCAGGCGUUGUACCUGCUGAACUUGGAUGGGCUGAAGGUGCCAGUUAUGACAUCCCCCAUGACCGUGCGCGUAUACUAUCGCGCCCCAGCUGGCACCCAACUCAAGGGUUCAGUUGGCGUACACAGCCCCGAUGUAUCGCAGUGGGUGGGAGGUGUGGUUGCACAGCGUGUGAAUCAGCCGGGAAGUGCGUCGGAAGAGAGGGCAGAGGCUUUGUUGGGUUUAUGGUACUACUUUGACCUGACUGUGGACCAGUUCUCAGUGAUGGUGGUGCAUCUGGAACCGUGCACCCCGCCCACUCUACCAGCGGUGUCAGCACCUCUACUUGCUGGCGCGUGGAAGGAUACGGUGACCGAGGGCUUGUCGUUUAUCAAGACCAAGAUGCGGAAUCACAACUUGUUCAUUCCUUUCCGAUAUGGCGUGUACACGAAUUACAUUGAUAUCCUCCCCUCCGAAGAAGACGUAGUGUAUGCAAACGGCCACCACACCACCGCCGAACAUAUGGGGCUGUUUCUGAGAACGGCUGCGUGUCUGAAGGAUGCUGAGGCGCAUGCUGAGGCCACGCGGUACAUCCGAGAGGUCAUGACAUCGAAGUUGCUAGGGUUGACCAAUUGGGCUAUCGACAAGGAUACACGCGGGCCGCUGAUCCAAGCCUCUGGGGACGGGAGAUCGGUGAACGCCAACGCCCCGUUGGACGAUCUGCGUGUGGUACGGGGCUUGAUGGAGGGUGCCGCACAGUUCCCAAACGAAGGGGUGGUAACGAUGCAAGCCGCAGAGACGGCCUUGACUGGUUUGUACUGGACAUCGGUGGCCGACGUAAUGGCGUACGAUGCAAGCGAUGAAGAGGCUGAAGACAUCCGCGUGUUUGUACUGCCCCAGUACAAGGGCGGGGUGAUGGGCUAUGCGUAUGACUGGUCCGAGACAGAGGACUCUGCGUCUGGGGACGGAGUACUGGGUGUUGAGCUGAUCCCCAUAGACUAUUCAUACUUGACGACUAUGGCGCUGGCAGCUCGCGUGAACCCAAGGUGGCUGUCAACACUUGAAGCCGCCACGCGAAUGUUGCUCGACAGCGAGAUUGGGAAAUCUGGUUUGUUUUACAACGGGUUGAAAACUACCAAGGGCAAGCUGGGGUACACAGGAGAUUUCGAAUACCGCAACCUCACCGAAAGCAAUCGAGGACGUCAUCUCAAAACCAUCCAGACAAUGUGGAUUGCUCUGCAUCUGGGUGAGAUUGGCAUAAGCACAGGAGGAGGUCUCAGUUCAGACCUUACACGCCUGGCAAAGGCUGCUGCACUACGAUCGCUGGAAGCGUUCCACAAGUUUUACACUGUAAAUGAUAAACGCAUACCCGAGUAUAUGACUGUCGAAGGUACAGAUGUGACCUCGGAUAGCAAGUACCCCCUAGAGCUCGAUGAGAAUCUCUGGAUUGGUGAGGCAAGGAUAUACUCUCAGUUUGCCAAUCUGGCCUACACCUUGAAUCGACACGAUAUUGCUAUUGAUAUCAUGAACGAGAGGGUCAUUUCGGACCGAGUAACAUCGCCAACAAGUCCGGUGCGCGGCUGUAUCGGUGUCUCCGCUUCGACGGAUAACUGCGAGGCGUUCAAUACACUAGAGGCCUUGAAUAGAAUGUGCAUUGUAGCACAAGGCGAGAGCUUGUCAGUGGCUCCGAAGUAAUACGAUCUAUUUAUUACCACAC
This is a messenger RNA of Sphaeroforma arctica JP610, 5104 nucleotides long. RefSeq lists its product as hypothetical. The transcript has 3 exons. The coding region runs from base 241 to 5082 and encodes 1613 amino acids. Gene Ontology annotation, biological process: carbohydrate metabolic process. NCBI's taxonomy places the organism in Eukaryota, Ichthyosporea, Ichthyophonida. The record is from RefSeq and is a predicted model, not a curated record.